Brassica rapa (field mustard) is the source of this 751-nucleotide messenger RNA. RefSeq names its product 18.1 kDa class I heat shock protein. NCBI's taxonomy places the organism in Eukaryota, Viridiplantae, Streptophyta, Magnoliopsida, Brassicales, Brassicaceae. The record is from RefSeq and is a predicted model, not a curated record.
AUUAUAUAUACUGACCUUUCAUCUGAUCUAAGACAUCAGAUCAAGGAAAACAAGAAUCAAAACCAAGCAAAGUUAACUCGCUCAAGAAACAACAACAAUGUCUCUAGUUCCAAGCCUUUUCGGAGGACGCAGGUCAAACGUUUUCGAUCCGUUCUCACUAGACGCAUGGGAUCCAUUCGAGGGCUUCUUCACUCCUUCCGCGUUAGCAAACGCUUCCGGCUCAACCGCUCGUGACAUUGCAGCGUUUACGAACGCGAGAGUGGACUGGAAGGAGACGCCCGAGGCACACGUGUUCAAAGCUGAUUUGCCAGGGCUGAAGAAAGAAGAGGUGAAGGUUGAGGUUGAAGACAAGAACAUACUUCAGAUAAGCGGAGAGAGGAGCAAGGAGAACGAAGAGAAGAACGACAAGUGGCACCGCGUGGAGAGGGCAAGCGGGAAGUUCAUGAGGAGGUUUAAGUUGCCGGAGAAUGCGAAGAUGGAGGAGGUGAAGGCGACAAUGGAGAACGGUGUGCUAACGGUUAUGGUGCCGAAAGCGCCUGAGAAGAAGCCUGAAGUUAAGUCUAUUGAUAUCUCUGGCUAAGCCACUGGGGAGGAAGAUGAAUGAUUGAAGAUUUGGUGUGUGGAAUAAAAAGCGUGUUUGAUUUAAAAGUUUGUGUUAUCUUUUAGUUUGUUGUGUUGUGAAAUUGUGGCUUUUCUUAAACCGUGAAUGUAAGAUGUUAUUACAGUGAAUAAACGAAUGUUUCUAUAGUCU